UAGGAAGAGGAGAAAAGCAAUGCGAAAUCAAGGAUAUAGCUGAGAGAGACAGGAAGAGAGGGGGAGAGAGAAAGGGGCGAUUGAAGGGAAGAUACGCAGGGGAAAAGAUCUUUAGAUAGUAUAUUUAUUUUUAGACAUAGGAAGGCAUCCCCCAGAAGAUUGGUCCAAUGAACAUGUCAGUGUUGACUUUGCAAGAAUACGAAUUUGAAAAGCAAUUCAACGAGAAUGAAGCCAUCCAGUGGAUGCAAGAGAAUUGGAAGAAAUCUUUUCUGUUUUCAGCUCUGUACGCUGCCUUUAUAUUUGGUGGUCGGCACCUAAUGAACAAACGAGCAAAAUUUGAACUGAGGAAACCACUAGUACUCUGGUCCCUGAGCCUUGCAGUCUUCAGUAUAUUUGGUGCUGUUCGAACUGGUGCUUAUAUGCUGUACAUUCUGAUGACCAAAGGCCUGAAGCAGUCAGUGUGUGACCAGAGUUUUUACAAUGGACCUGUCAGCAAAUUCUGGGCUUACGCGUUUGUGCUAAGCAAAGCACCCGAACUAGGAGAUACAAUAUUCAUUAUUCUUAGAAAACAGAAGCUCAUCUUCCUGCACUGGUACCACCACAUUACGGUGCUGCUUUAUUCUUGGUACUCUUACAAGGACAUGGUGGCUGGCGGUGGCUGGUUUAUGACCAUGAACUAUGGGGUCCACGCCGUUAUGUACUCUUACUAUGCCUUGCGGGCUGCUGGCUUCAGAGUCUCACGCAAGUUUGCCAUGUUCAUCACCUUAUCACAGAUCACUCAGAUGUUGAUUGGUUGUGUAGUUAAUUAUCUGGUCUUCUCCUGGAUGCAGCAGGGGCAGUGCCACUCCCAUGUUCAGAACAUCAUCUGGUCUUCUCUCAUGUACCUCAGCUACUUCGUGUUAUUCUGCCAUUUCUUCUUUGAGGCCUACGUCGGCAAAACCAGAAAAGCAAGGAAGGCUGACUAGUGGUAUAAACAAGACAGAAGCCAUAGCUCAGGGUCAUCAAGAAAAACAAAAUAAAAACAAACAAAAGAAAAUGGCACAAGGAAACAUGUAUGGUGCAGCUAAAACUCAGCAGCUUAGGGACAGCUAGGUUGGUUUAAACCAGUAAGUUUAUGAUCCUAUCAUGGUGAGGACUCACUGAAUUCUACUCCAUCUCAAAGGACUGCUGAGGAAAGACAUCUUCCUUCUUGUACCUGUCAGCUCUGAAAAAGGAAGGAAAAUAACAUUUUGUGGGGAAAAAAAUAAGCGUUGUUCUUCCCCAAAGAUGGAAGAAAGACUUUUAUUAAAAACAAAUUAUUUCUAUAUCCUUUCUAAUCUUUUUUCUGCAUUAAAUUUGAACAAAACAAAGCAGAGAGCAAACUGUUUGUGUCUAUGAUACCAGUACAGUUACAAAAUUAAAAACUUUAUCCUAAAGGGUUGACAUGUUUACCCCCAAAAUGAAAAGUGAAUGCUAUCUUGAAUGUUUAUUAUGGAACAUCAUUGAACUCCAUUCCAGUAGUGAAUGUAGUGGAUAAAAGAUUGAUUUCUCCAUUCUGUACUAUGCUGUGCAUGCAGAUCUGGUAUGAAACAUCAGUGCUUUGAGCAGGCAGGGGGGACCAGUAAUUUUACAAGAUUUUACUGUGAUGAGAUGUGCUGUUGCAAUACAUAUCAUAUCUCAGAGAGUGCUUUUUCCAAGUGCAUCAAAGUCAAGGAAUUUCUGCAGCAGAAUAAUACAGAGGGUUAAAUCAAUCUCUGUUAAAUUACCUAGGGCUAGCAACAGAGCAGUGGAGGGGGAGGGGGAGGGAGAGAACCCCCAGAUAUUUUUAACAAUUAUCUGUGAGUCUCAGACUAAUUAGCAGUAUAAUAGAAGUUGAAGAAAAUGAAAGUGGGGAGGAAUCAGAAGAAAAUCUAGAUAGCUAGAGAUAGGCACUCUCUCUAUCUACAGAAUAGAGCCCUGUGGUGCAGCACAUAUUUUAUAUUUUUGUGAACUUCGGAAAAAGAUAUCUGCAACCUUAAUAGCAUUCGGCAGGACUGUAUGUGACAUUGGGUAACACUGUGUUUCUGCAUUUGCUUCAUGAGCAGUGCAAAGAUGUUUAAAGUGCCCUCCUCUGGUCAUGUGGAGAUACUACAACAAAACAUACUUGGAAUAGUUUUUCUUGAGACUUCUAUAGAAAAAUUCGUCUAAAUGAAAUAAUUUUGCUGCAACAGCUUAACUCUAAUGUCCGGAGAGAAUUAUCCUUAAUUAAGAACAAUCUGUACUGUAGCAUCCUGCUGACCACUUAAGAAGACAUCCUGUUCUCAAGUCAGCUACAGAUAGAAGAAAAGGUAUUUCACUCUGAACCUCAGAGAGAGUUAGUUGAUAAGAGCCAUAUUCUUUCAAAGAAAAGUAGAUUGCAUUAUCUGUAAUAUUUCAGUCCUUACAAAGCCAAAUAAAAUGUGUACAAGUUCCUAGUAUUUAAAAAAAGCAAGUAUGUAAACUUGAUGUUAAAUGUGUUAAUGUAGUAUUCUAAAUUGUAUCAGUUUGUUAGUUUAACUAAACAAUUAGAAGAACUAGAUGAACAGAAUAGGGGUUGCUGUUCUGCAUAGAAUAUACACAACUACACCCAUAUACACGUUAUGUGACUUGUCAACAAGAAAAAAAUCCAGUGGAAGAGAAUCACAUUUUCUGGCUAAUGCAAAAGUUGUCAUUAUCUUUCUUGCUUUAAUUUGAGAUUGUACAGUACAAAGUAUUAUUAUUAUUAUUAUUUUGGCUUUAAUUGUGCUGACAUUCAUAAAAACAGAGCUGCUUAAUAUCCUAUUAGAGACAAGAAGGGCUUUCAGUGUCUCAUUAUGUGAAGAAGAAAAAAAAUAAAGUUACAUUCCGUAUUAUGUGAAUGCUUUUAAAAGAAUCAGAAAGUCCUUGGGGGCCUACCCAUAACUAUAACAAGCAGAAAAACAAGUUUACAUGUGUGUUACUUACGUUAUUGAUGUUCUGGCCUUAUUUUAUGGUACACAACCAACAGCAAAAUGUGAUAUUCAGUAAUGAAGAUGACGUGAGCUUAAAUGAUAGAACUACUGUAUAAGCGCUAUUAGACAAAAAGAAUUAAACAUGUAAACGAUGGUAUUUCACAAAUUUGGAAGUAGAUAAUUAUAAUGCACAAUAAGCUGUUUUCUCCUGCUUAACUUUUGCCGGGGCUUAAAGGUAGCAGUAACUGAAGAGAAGAAAAAUAAUUAAGGAUGAAAAAGACAAAAUUAAACUUGAAUUCAGUCAGAACAGAAGCAUCAGUAACAAGCCAACGAUUGUGCCAUUCAGAUGUUCAGUUCUGUGUUUCUGUGGUCUCUAAUCAUUUCUAUGCAGGCUGAAAUAAAAAGAUGAAAGUGACCCACAUGUGUUUUGAAAUUAGGGGUGAAAUCCUGACUCCACUGAAAUCAAUGGGAGUUUUGCCAUUGACUUGAAUGAGGCUAACAUUUUCACCCUAUAAUGCUACUUCUUUUAUCUGAGUAAUGGGGAAAAAAUGCAUUCAUUUUAAUUUAUUUUAUGUUUAUUUAAAGGCUCAGUAAACCUUAGAAAUGAGAAGCUAGACCAUAGGUAGGUAAAGUAUUGUGGGCUAAUUUCAGUGGUAUAACAGAGAGGAAAUAAUACAGUAGACUUUUUUAAAACAAUUAUUUCUGUGCAGUAUUUUCAAAAAAUACUGUAUAUGUUACACAUUUUGUUUAAUUUGUCAAGAUGAAAAACAAAUGAUACUGUAUUAAAAAUGUAGGACGAGAUUGAAAUCCUGGGAGUUUUGCCAUUGACUUAAACAAAACCAGAAUUUCACGCACUGAGUAAUACUUUACUCCACUACGAAUACAUCUGCAGAGCAAAUAAAGUUGCGAGUAUAGGAUGGGUAGGCAUACCCAUGCUAGCUGGAUUAAAGCUAGCGUGAGUAACAGGAGUGAAGAUGUGGUAGCAAGGAGUUCAGCAUGGGCUAGUAAUCCAAGUACAUACCGAGGUCCCCAAAGUCAAUGGGAGCUCAACUACAGAGUAAAGUCUUCAUGCAAAUAAAUAGGGCUACUCGGAUAAGAACUACUUAUUAAUGGAUUGCAGGAUCAGAAUCGUAUUCGGCAGUAUAUUUGUGUAAAUUGACGGCUGCACUGAAAAUUGAACGGUCAUUUGCUUUAUCUGAUGCCAUACCAUGGACUCAUUUACUUAUGUCCUAUUUAUAUUGCAGUACUGUACAGUAGAAUUUUUACUGAUGAAGUUUCACUGGAUUCAAAUGUGAUAGUCUCAAUUCCUUUAAAUUAGAUUAAGUCCAAAUACAAAAAAAUUUUGUUUUUAUAUUUUUAGUUUCAAAAAAGCACACAUCCCCUUCAGGCCCCUGUCAUUUAACCCAAUAACAUUAGGGUUAAACCUAUGGGGCUUCAGUCCUGGUGUAAUUCCACUGAAGUUUAUGCAGUAUUGCCAAUCCAAAUUGUUCAAAAUUCAUGAGUCAGGCCCUAAAAAUCAUGAUUUAAAAAUAAUAAGUGUUGGGUUUAUUUUUCUUUGCCUUCAGCAUUUUGAGCCUUAGGGGUGCGGUCACAGUUUCAACCUCUAUUCUACAAACAUGAGGGCUAGAGACUUAUCUUUUUUCAAUGAAAGCUAAGACUCUGUUGUGGUCACAUGACUCCAGGAGCUCAGACUGUAAGAAAAACUCUUAAGUAUUGUAAACCUAGGAUAAAAUAAUGACAGUUGGCAGCACAGUUCAUGGGAUUCGUUUGGCCUUGUGAAGUCAAGGAAGUUACACAAAUUAUGAAUUCAGCCCACUGGGGCCCAAUUCUGUUCUGAUUUACACAAGUAUAAAUCCAGUAUGAGUUCACUGGAGUCAGUGGAGUUACUCUAGAUUUACACUCAUGAAGCUAAGAGCAGAAUUUGGUUCUUGCUGAGCAGUGAAAUUGUAUAGUGACUAUUUAAAGAAAAUAUUUUCAACUGGUUAAUAAAAAUGUCAAAAAAGUAGGGUAAGUCUGAAAGCUCUUUAAGUUGUGCCUGUGGGAAAAUAACCCAUGCUUACAAACAUUUGUACAUCAGAGUCACAAAUGAUUUGUGUCCAAUCUCCCAGAUAGCGCAUAAGAGUGACUGGAUGCAAAGGAGAGCUACUCCCAUGGAGCCCAACCAGGAGAAUGUCACGGUAAACUAACAACUGUUUUUACCUUACAAAAUAAGGACACAGCCAUGCAAAUGGAAUACAGUCAACAAGCAACCUGAGUAGUUGGAAUCAUGGAUUAGGAUGUAUGUUACAGUAGAUAUGACAAGGCAAUCCUGUCCUGUUUUCCAAGAGAUGAUAGUUACUGAUAAAAGCCAUUUACAAAUCAGGGUGCUUAGGAUAUUAGAUGUGAGAGGUUAAAAUGUGGAUUAGGAACCUUUCUAAAAAUUAGUCUAAUGUAAAUGGGUUGUAUCCUAUAUAGCUUAUACUACCGUGGCUGGUGGAAAAUGGUCUGUCCCUACACAUUUUGUUGAGUAGUUAAUUGCACAGUGGCUCCUUGGUCCCACUCAAGUGUUUGACAACUUCAGAAUUUUUCUAUGAUUUGUUUGACCCUGAAGACUUGAUUUCCAUAUGUUUCUUCUCUCUCAUAACAUUAAGUCUUGGGAGAAUAUAUCAGUUGACAAACGCUUAAGUGAGCUAAACUCCUAUUGUAUUCAGGUAAUCAAUUUUAUGUAACAGACUGUGUAAAACUCAAAUGAUUGUAACUAUGAAAACAGCAGCCUUUGUGGGCAGGUGCCAGAUAUAGUAUGUUAGUGCACUGUGAUGUAUCAAAACAAGUUAAUUGUUUGCUUUCUGUCCUGUAUUUCAGAACCACUUAUAACAGUAUAAUAUAUUUAUAUACAAAUAAAUAUAGGUAUACUUUAUGUAUAGUAAUAAACUGGCUUUGAUAGAGGAAGCAAUUUGAAUAGAUGAUGAUGAGCUCCAGCAUUGGUGUGAUGUCUCUCUCCUUCAGGGCCUGAUUUGAAGCCCAUUGAAGUGGCUGGAAAGACAUCCAUUGACUUCAGUGGGCUUUGGGUCAGGCCUUUACAGUCCAAUCCUACAAUGUGAUAAAAGACCUAAAUCCUGCUAAGUUCAAUGGGUGUUGAGGUUCCUCAGCACAUCACAGGCCCUGAAGACACAAGUCAUUAAUCCUUAGCCACAUUACCCUCCCUAAAUGAACUGCAGAGUUUAUAAGGAGAAAUCGUCAAUAUUUUUCUGUUAUUUUAUUUCUAUAUAUCUUAUGUUCAUUUAAUUAAAGACAAAAGACCCAUAUCCUGCAACUGGAUUCUUGCCCAUGCAGAGCUCCACCAAAGUCACUGUGGCUGUACAUGGGCAGAGAGGGCUUUACGCACUCGGAACUAGUUGCAGGAUCAGCACCUGUGGGAGCCAAAACUGCCUAGCAGGUUUCAAGAUAAUCAGCUAUACCAAGUUAGAUCAGCUUUGCAGAGUGACAAGUAUCAGAGGGGUAGCCGUGUUAGUCUGGAUCUGUAAAAGCAGCAAAGAAUCCUGUGGCACCUUAUAGACUAACAGACGUUUUGGAGCAUGAGCUUUCGUGGGUGAAUACCCACUUCGUUGCCACAGGACUCUUUGCUGCUUUUGCAGAGUGAGUUCUGCAGCUUGGGAGCUAAUGGGCCUUUCCUAAAAUGACAGUAUCUCAGUGGAAUGCUGCAUUUUGCCAACUCGAUGUGUUUGAAUCUCUUUCCUAUUGGACAUACAGCAGUAUUCCCCUUACAUAAUGAUAUUCCUGAGAGGUCCCACUUCUUCCUAAUCCUGGGCAGCUUCAAAUAGGCCCAUCUGCCAAAAAACAAAUCCACCCACCCCACAGCUCUGAUUGACUUUUCUGCUUUCUCAAAAGCCAAUAUACCUUUUAGGCUUCUUGGAGUAUUAAACCUCAAGCUAGAUUGCUAUUCAGAUAAGAUUAAAUGUGUACAAUAACUAGGAGAGAAUAAUAAGAGAAAUAUCUUUAUUUUGCCAUUUUCAAAUGGAUAUUUCACUACAUAAAAGGAAUUUUAUUUUUAUUUUUGGGAGGGAUAUUGCUAUUCGAAAUAAAAUUUUAACUUUUGGUUCAAAAUAAA
Messenger RNA from Mauremys mutica (yellowpond turtle), 7014 nucleotides. RefSeq names its product ELOVL fatty acid elongase 6 (gene ELOVL6). Gene Ontology annotation, biological process: sphingolipid biosynthetic process; fatty acid elongation, monounsaturated fatty acid; fatty acid elongation, saturated fatty acid. Gene Ontology annotation, molecular function: fatty acid elongase activity. The record is from RefSeq and is a predicted model, not a curated record. Gene Ontology annotation, cellular component: endoplasmic reticulum membrane; endoplasmic reticulum. The coding region runs from base 168 to 965 and encodes 265 amino acids. The transcript is spliced from 4 exons. NCBI's taxonomy places the organism in Eukaryota, Metazoa, Chordata, Testudines, Geoemydidae.